GGACCGGAAGGGGUGCCUCAACGCGGCAGUGUGACAUAGGAAGUCCCGCCUCUGCCGCGCCGCUGGCACCGCGGACGCCACCGAUCUCCGAGCCGGUCUCGGAGGGGCGGACAGAUUUGGUUCUGGAGCUGCCAUGAUUGAAGUGGUGGCUGAGCUGAGUCGAGGUCCUGUGUUUCUGGCGGGGGAGGCUCUGGAAUGUUUAGUGACUGUCACUAAUCCCCUGCCCCCGACCGCCACUUCUGCAUCCAGUGAGGCUCUGGCCUGGGCCAGUGCCCAGAUCCACUGCCAGUUCCAUGCCAGCGAGAGUCGAGUAGCCCUGCCACCCCCUGACUCCAGCCAGCCAGAUGUCCAGCCUGACAGCCAGACUGUCUUUCUGCCACACCGAGGUGAGAGGGGUCAGUGCAUCCUUUCUACUCCACCAAAAAUCCUGUUUUGUGACUUGAGGCUUGACCCUGGAGAGUCCAAAUCAUACUCCUACAGCGAAGUGCUGCCCACGGAGGGUCCACCUUCCUUUCGGGGUCAGUCGGUCAAGUACGUCUACAAACUGACCAUCGGCUGCCAGCGCGUCAACUCGCCCAUCACUUUACUCAGAGUCCCUUUGAGAGUUCUUGUGCUGACUGGUCUUCAGGAUGUCCACUUUCCCCAAGAUGAGGCUGUGGCUCCGUCCAGUCCGUUCUUAGAGGAGGAUGAGAGUGGAAAGAAGGAUUCAUGGCUGGCUGAGCUGGCUGGGGAGCGCCUCAUGGCUGCCACCUCCUGCCGCAGUCUCCAUCUAUACAAUAUCAGCGAUGGCCGAGGGAAAGUCGGGACCUUUGGUGUCUUCAAAUCUGUCUACAGACUCGGCGAGGACGUGGUGGGGACCUUAAACUUAGGGGAAGGAACUGUGGCUUGUUUGCAGUUUUCAGUAAGCCUGCAGACUGAAGAGCGCGUACAGCCUGAAUACCAGCGACGCCGUGGGACAGGAGUUGCCCCAUCAGUGUCCCAUGUGACUCAUGCCCGGCACCAGGAGUCCUGCCUACAUACAACUAGAACCAGCUUCUCUCUGCCCAUCCCUCUCUGCUCUACCCCUGGCUUCUGCACUGCCAUUGUGUCUUUGAAGUGGCGAUUGCAUUUCGAGUUUGUAACUUCCCGAGAACCAGGAUUGGUCCUUCUGCCCCCAUUGGAGCAGCCUGAACCUGCAACCUGGACAGGACCUGAGCAGGUGCCUGUAGACACCUUCAGCUGGGACCUUCCCAUCAAAGUGCUCCCUACAAGCCCCACCCUGGUCUCAUAUGCUGCCCCAGGCCCCAGCACCAGCAGUAUAACUAUCUGAAACUGGCCCACAUGCCCACCGUGGCACUAGUUUCGUCUCGAUACUGAAACUCAACACCUGGACUCGGGUGGGGCCCGCUUUUCCCACACGGGGCCCCGCAGCACAGGCGAUGAGAACCAGGCUUUCA
Peromyscus californicus insignis is the source of this 1436-nucleotide messenger RNA. It is a transcript of the gene Rgp1, whose product is annotated as RGP1 homolog, RAB6A GEF complex partner 1. NCBI's taxonomy places the organism in Eukaryota, Metazoa, Chordata, Mammalia, Rodentia, Cricetidae. Gene Ontology annotation, cellular component: Ric1-Rgp1 guanyl-nucleotide exchange factor complex; Golgi membrane. The transcript is spliced from 9 exons. The record is from RefSeq and is a predicted model, not a curated record. The coding region runs from base 134 to 1309 and encodes 391 amino acids. Gene Ontology annotation, biological process: retrograde transport, endosome to Golgi.